CCUUUCCACUGCCAGCAGGUCCCAUCACCAAUUGAGCAUAUCUCAUUAUGUAUAUUGUUUAUAAUGAAGACUGAUGAAAAUAAUUUAAAAGAUCUGCAGAUUCUAUACUUUGAUUUUUAAUGGCGCUAAACUAUGAUCAUAAAAGUUUAUUCUAAAUAAUUCACAAUUUCAUUUAUACUCAUAAAUAAUAAAAACAAUAACGGAUGUACCACAAUUGCACAAUCCUCAGUGGUGGCCGGUGGGACCGUGGGAGUGAUUAUUACUUUUAUUAUUGUGAUAAACCCAUUUCUGACCAAUGGUAGGCUUUAAAUAUAGAUAAUAAUUAUUAUUAUCUAUAUGGGUUCAAAUUAUUAACAACCACGGUUAUUAAUCUGUUACAACCGUGUUACUGUAUUUGUCCGUUUUUAUGAUAUCAAAGUAUUUACUGUUACUUCAAAAAUUAAUUCCUAACGUUAACACUUACAAAAAUUUAAUUAAUUCUUAAUUUUAAUUACUAUUAUAACGAUUUAAAGUACCUAUACUAUCAAAAUCUGUCAGCAUCAUGUCGAUGUUUAAUUUGAGUGGUUCUACUCCUGCCAAUACAACUGCGAAUACAACAGCAACGUAAAUAUUUAAUUUAAAAAUACUUACUCAAGCUAAAAAAUAAUAAAUUAUUAUUUAUUUGACAUAGCUAUAACUUGUCACAUAAAUCAGCUUUAGUUCUUGAUUUUUAGUGAUAUUUUCAGAUUUCUUUUAAGUUUAAUAUCAAUUUUCUAAAAAUUGUACAAGUUUUUCUUAUACAAAUUUUUAUUAAUGUAUUUAAUAAUUUAUUGUUAAAUUUUAUUUCUAUUACUUAUAUUUAGAAAAAACAAAUGUGGUAAGUUAUUUGUUUUAUUAUUUUGUUUUUUUGUUAUUGUGAAUGUCUUUUUUUUUUAUUUAUAAUUUGUUAGGUUAUCCGUAGUAGUUGUAAAAUAAAAGUUUCAUUGAAGUUAACUAAUGAAAAUCAUUGAUAAACUUUAUUAUUUACAUUAUUUCAUGUUAGAUACAAUGAUAUAUUUUAAAAUUAAAAGUACGCUUGAGUAGUAUGAGGAUUUAUUAAUUUUACAUUUAAAAUUGUCCAUAAGUAUAUUUUAUAAUAAUUUAUUUUUUAUAGCCCUCAAUUUGGUUUUGGAUCAUCUGUGGCUGGUUGGCCAUCUGCCUCGACAGCAUCAACUACAACAAAUUUUGGUAACUUUGGCGCAACAGGUAAUAAGCCAACUACCACAACGUCAUUUACUUCAUUUGGUAAUGUAGGCUCUCCCGCAACUUCAUCAUUAUCCUUUGGAGUUACAACUACUUUGGGAACAACUACAGCUGCUAAAACAGGUAAUUGUUGACAAACAAAUUGUUUUUAAACUUAAUAAAAUAAUAUAUUGAUUUAAAAUUAUUUAGGUUUUUCACUAGGUAUUAAUACAACACCAAAUGCACCAUUAAAUCUUUCUUUUGGUUCUACUACAACUACAACUGCAGCUACUGUUUCUCCAUUUACACUUGGAAGUACAUUAAAUACUAAAACUACAGCAUCCACUAUUGGUACCCAAUUAACACUAGGUGCUGCUGCUAACGUUACUACUUCAGUUGCUCCCGGUAGGUUCAAAUCUAAUUUCACAAAUAAUGUUUAUACAUUACUUUGUUCUGCAAUGAUUGAUAAUUCUUAAUUCAUGUAAUAUUAUAUAUUGUCGGCUUCUUGCCGAAUUCCUUCUGUUUCAUCACAAAAUAGUAAAAUAUGCUAUUUUAAAUUUUUUACAAAAAGUUAAACUAUUAUGUAUACAAUUAAUAUGCUAUUAUUUUUAAUUAAUUAAUACAAAUAAAAUAUUUGUUUUUCAGUUUCUCGUGGGCUUGGCGGACUCGAUACAUCUUCAAAUUUAAAUCAAAGUAUAGUUUAAUUAAUUUGUAUUAAUUUAAAUUAAUUAAUUAUAUGUUUUACGAUAUUAUAUUUAGCACCAAACAAAGCGAUACCAGCUCUGGAAAUGCCUGUACCUAAUGAAGUUUUACAAUUAGUCAACCAUUUAAAGUAAAUAUUUAAUUUUUCAAUAUUCAUACUAUAUCUAUUUAUAAAAACUAAAUUUUCAGAGAUUUUCUUAAGCAACAAAAAACAAUGAGCACUGAAUUGGCACGAAUGUCUUCAAAAGGUUCAAAUGAAGUAGUAGGUGAUAUAACAACAUGCCAAAAUAAUUUACAAUUCAUUGAACAUAAUUUAGAUAAACAAAAAACAUCAGUAGAAAAGUUAAAACAUGAAACUAAUAAGGUGUACAAAUAAGAAAUGUAUUUUUCUUUUUUUAAAAUUAGACAAUACUUUAAUGCUAUAUUAUGAUAUUUGUAUGUGUAGUGUUUACAAGAUUUUGAAAUUGCACAACGUAAUCAUGACCACCCUGCAAUGGUUCAAAAUGAUAUGGAAUCUAACAUCAAAUACUUCACUGAGCUUAUAAAAUCAUUACAAGAGAAGGGAAAUAUAUUGAAAAAUGAAAUUGAAAAUACCCAACAAUAUUUAGCAACAUUACCAUAUAAUAACAAUGUUACUGUAGAUGGUAUGUCCAAAUUAUUUGUAAUUUAAUGGUUUUGUUUGAUUUUAUCUUAUAUUUCAGAGUUAAGAAAAAUUGGAGAAAUGUAUUACAAGAAUAUAAUAGCAUUAGCUGGUCAUUUACAUGGUAUACACAAUGAAGUCCAAGUGUUAAAAGCAAAACAUUUAUCUUUCCGAAAAGAAAUUUUAAAUGACUUUACAAAUAUUUUCCAAACAAAUCAGAAUUCAAAUUCAUCUAGUUUCUUUACAUCUCGUCCUGACACUACUGGACCUAGUCCUUUUACUGGUAUAAGUAAGUUCAUAAUAUGUACUAGUAUUUAUGAAAUUGGGGUCUAAUAUCUAUUUAACUUAAACAUUUUUUUCCAUUAGAUAUAACAGCUUCCGCAGCACUAAAUUUAGGAACUUUUGGAUUAGAUCAGCCCAGUAUGCAUCAAACUCAAGGUACCAAAACAUAACUGUAUAAGUUAAAAUAUUAAAUUGAUAUUAUAUUUCAUAAAUUAUGCUUUUAUAGUUUAAUACUUUUUUUACAAUACUAUCAUUUGUUUGCAAUGGUAUAUAAUUAAAUACUGAUAUCUAAUUAAGAUUUAAAGCCUUUUAAAAUAAAUAUUAUUUUUUUUUUUUUCAUAAAUGUAUCUUUUAUUUAAACAAUUAAAAAAGAUUUAAAAUUAUUUUUUAUUUACAUUAAUUCAAUCAAAAAGUUUACUGUUUAAAUAUAUUUAAUAAUUACAGAUGCAAAAAUACAACCAAACUCAUUUGGAUGGAACCCUCAAUCUAAUAAUACAACACCAUUCCAGGGCUUCAUUCCUGGCAAUAAAUAAAUACUAUAUUUUUUUAAAAUACUAAUGAUACUAUAUUAAAUAAUUUUACAAAUAACACAAGUUGUAAUAUCGUGAAGAAUAUUUCUACAAUACAUUCAUGAAAAUGAAACUAUUAAUUUAUUUUUCUAGUAAACAUAUUUAGUUAGUUUUUAUACGAAUUAAAAAAGUAAGUAUAUGCAACAUAAAUUGAAGUAACAACGUAUGCUCAAUAAAUGGUCUAAAUUUCUAAAUAGUUAAAAUAUCUGGU
Messenger RNA from Cinara cedri, 3604 nucleotides. NCBI's taxonomy places the organism in Eukaryota, Metazoa, Arthropoda, Insecta, Hemiptera, Aphididae. The record is from the annotation of a GenBank genome assembly.